AUGGCGGGUUCGGCGGGGCUGUCGCUAUGCGGGCAGGCUCUGGUGGUGCGUGGCGGCAGCCGGUUCUUGGCCACCUCUACUGCAAAUAGUGAUGAUGGCAGCCUCUUCAUAUAUGAUUGCAGUACUGCAGAAACAAAGCCGCAGGAAAAUAAAGGGGAAGACGGGCAGCCUGUGGAGAAGGGGAGCGACACCAUCCUGGCUUCCACCUUCUCUGAGUCUGGCAACUAUUUUGCUUUAACUGAUGACAGUAAGCGUCUGAUUCUUUUCCGUACAAAACCAUGGCAAUGUCUGAGUGUCAGAACCGUGGUGAGACGGUGCACCGCCCUGACCUUUACGGCCUCUGAGGAGAAGGUCCUGGUGGCUGACAAGUCUGGGGACGUCUACUCUUUCUCCGUGUUGGAGCCCCAGGGCUGCGGGAAGCUCGAGCUGGGGCACCUGUCUAUGCUGUUGGAUGUGGCGGUGAGUCCUGAUGACCGCUAUGUGCUCACUGCAGACCGAGAUGAGAAGAUCCGAGUGAGCUGGUCGGCAGCACCCCACAACAUUGAGUCCUUCUGCCUGGGACACACUGAGUUCGUGAGCCGCAUAUUUGUGGUGCCCGACCAACCGGAGUUGCUGCUGUCCACUUCUGGGGACGGCACUCUGCGGCUCUGGGAGUACCCAAGCGGGCGGGAGCUACACUGCUGUCUUGUGAGUAGCCUUCAGGAGCCAGAUGCCCCCCAGAAUGAGAAGAGGUUUGCUGCGUCCCGAAUCACAUACUGCCUCCAGAACCACUGUGUUGCCCUGCUGUGUGACAAUAUCCCUGUGGUCUACAUCUUCCAGCUGGACGCCCCUCAGCGGCAGCUAGUUUAUAAGCAGCAGCUGUCCUUCCAACACCGAGUGUGGGAUGUUGCCUUUGAGGAGACGCAGGGUCUGUGGGUCCUGCAGGACUGCCAGGAAGCUCCGCUGGUGCUCUGUCAGCCAGUGCAGGGCCAGUGGCAGUCCAUUUCUGAAAAUGAUGUGCUAAGGAAAGUGUCCGGUCAUCUUCAAGGGAAUUGGGACAUGUUAGAAGGGUCUGCAGGUGUGGGGGACAGCUUCAGCAGUCUGUACAAGGCCACUUUUGACAACAUGACAGCCUACCUGAAGAAGAAGGAAGAAAGACUGCAGCUGCAGCAGCUGAAGAGACAGCGACGAAAGAGCCCACAGCCAGGGCCCAAUGGGCACACCAAGAAGCUGAAAUCAGGUGAAGAAUCCUUGGGCUGCUGA
Elephantulus edwardii (Cape elephant shrew) is the source of this 1242-nucleotide messenger RNA. It is a transcript of the gene WDR4, whose product is annotated as WD repeat domain 4. The transcript has 11 exons. The coding region runs from base 1 to 1242 and encodes 413 amino acids. Gene Ontology annotation, cellular component: nucleus; cytosol; tRNA methyltransferase complex. The record is from RefSeq and is a predicted model, not a curated record. Gene Ontology annotation, molecular function: protein binding; tRNA (guanine(46)-N7)-methyltransferase activity. Gene Ontology annotation, biological process: RNA (guanine-N7)-methylation. NCBI's taxonomy places the organism in Eukaryota, Metazoa, Chordata, Mammalia, Macroscelidea, Macroscelididae.